AAUGUUAAUCUAAUCUCGCGUCGUCUUCUCUUCCCGUACCUCCCCAGAAACCCUAGCGGAAUCAUUCUCACUCCGUCGUGCAAUGGCCGGAAGGGGUCGCCCUGCCCACAUCCUUCCGCUCCAUGACCCUCCUCUGCCUCUGCUGGCACGCGUCCCUCCGCCUGCUCCGCUCUUUCGAGCCGCCGAAGACGCCCUCGUCGCCCGUCGCCACGCCGUGAUCUCCCUCGAGGAGCGGCUCGCGUCGCAGCUCAGGGAGAUCCAUAUUCUCCUUAAUGAUAACGAGGAGCUCGCGGCCUCCCAUGUCGCGCUGAAACGGGACCUCGACGCGUCCCAACACGAGCUCCGCGUCGUCGCGGCCUCUGCUGCGGAGUCCAAGGCCAAGGCGGAUGCCGAGGCCCGUGAAAUAUUCGAGCGCUCGUGCAAGGCGGAGUCGGAGGUGCGGUUGAUCGAGAGGAUGCGCGCCGAUAUGGCUCAGGUUCAGUCCGAUGUCCGGACGUUCAGUGCUGAGAACGAAGAGCUCACCCAGAAGCUGCAAUCGCUCAAGGGAGAGCUGGCUAGGGCUCGAUCGGACCAUAAAGAAGCCGCGACCACCGAAGCUGAGGUCGAGGUCAUGCGCAAGGAAAUCCAGAAGGGAAGGGCUGCAGUAGAGUUUGAGAAGAAGGCACAUGCUGAUAACCUUGAACAGAGUCAGAUAAUGGAGAACAAUAUGCUUUUAAUGACUCGUGAAGUUGAAAAAUUACGUGCUGAACUUGCAAACAUAGAGAAGAGAGCACGAGCAGAUGCAGCUGCAGCUAACUCAGGUCUUGGAUAUGCUGGAGCUUAUGAAACUCCUCAGAUUGCGUACCAAACAACUUCACAUGCAGGAGAAACUCCUCAGAUUGCGUACCAAACAACUUCAUAUGCAGGAGCUUAUUCUUUCUAUCAGCCAACGGCUGAUGGCACCUCCCAGUUUGGAUCUGCAGCUGCUCCUCUUAGUCAAUAUGGCAUACAACAGAUGCAUGCUCACAGAUAAAUGCAAACUAUGCUCGCAAAAUCUUACCCAAUGCGCUCAAGGACCAUAGGCCAUGAUCGAGUUACUCAUUUAAGUAUUUCAAGGCUAAUCAGCCAAGUUGGUUCCUUAUGUGCAAUCUGUAUGCCUCCAAAUUAGCAAAUCUCGUUGUUUAUUGUUAAUUAUCAUUAAUCUUAGUAUUAUUAUUUUCCCCUUUGAACAUGGAAACUUCAUAAUUGUAUUUCAGUGGUGGUAAACUUGCCGCUGAUUAGCUGACAUAUUUUAGAUACAAGAGCUCUCUCUGUUCGUGGAGUUGUGGUCUUUCCAAUUUGGAGCUCCUUUUCGUCCUAAACCUGAGGAUGACAAUGAGUUUGUUAAUAAUCGGUGAGUUUGAUUUUAAAUGGGUUACAUUUUAUCAU
Molecule: messenger RNA, 1407 nt
Organism: Zingiber officinale
Lineage: Eukaryota; Viridiplantae; Streptophyta; Magnoliopsida; Zingiberales; Zingiberaceae
Product: protein FLX-like 1
Exons: 5
Coding region: 83-1012 (309 amino acids)
Source: RefSeq, a predicted model, not a curated record